Letharia columbiana is the source of this 231-nucleotide messenger RNA. RefSeq lists its product as uncharacterized. The coding region runs from base 1 to 231 and encodes 76 amino acids. The transcript is spliced from 2 exons. Lineage: Eukaryota; Fungi; Ascomycota; Lecanoromycetes; Lecanorales; Parmeliaceae. The record is from RefSeq and is a predicted model, not a curated record.
AUGGCAGAGAUCUUGGCUCAAACGAACAAGAAUGGGGUAAUGACAGCUCCGUUGGUGCAAGCCAUUCUUGCGAGGCUUGAUGGGCACUCCCCGGAGCCCAAGACCAUGAACUUGUGCUUUAUGGCUGCAGAGAAUGUGGGGCAAUUCCAAGCCACUCGAGAUUCCGACCGCCCUCACAAUAUCACUGUCCUAGCAAACCAAUGCGACAUUGUUCGGUACGCCAUUGUUUGA